This is a messenger RNA of Amphimedon queenslandica, 1025 nucleotides long. RefSeq lists its product as uncharacterized. The transcript has 4 exons. The record is from RefSeq and is a predicted model, not a curated record. NCBI's taxonomy places the organism in Eukaryota, Metazoa, Porifera, Demospongiae, Haplosclerida, Niphatidae. Bases 402 to 863 code for a protein of 153 amino acids.
GAUGAAAAAGAAAAUAAAGACAGAACACAAGAAAAGAGUAUAUGGAUAACGGGGAGACUUAAACUAAUAGGAGACUCUUAUACUAAACUAGUACCAGAUUAGCCCAUUAAUGUAUUGAGGGUUGCUAUUGUUAAACUAAGUACAUGUACAAGCAUGUGUGUUGUUAAUUUUCUUGUUUUGAGGAUUAAAAUAAAUCUUUUUGCUACAAAAAAGUUGACAAAUUGUAACACAAUGACUAAUAUACCCGUACACAUCUAUGUUCAUGUGUUUGUGUGUACAUACAUAUAAUAACUGCAUGUAAUAGUGAACUGAUUUAUAUCUUCCUAUUCAAGCAAUUAUUCCAAUGCAUUGCUCUCAAUAACAAUUGUUGGAGCUAAUCAUAAUUGGGGGUGGUACUGUAGAUGUACUUGCACGUGCUGAGUUAUCUCUACAAAGAAGAUAAGAUGGCGCUUAUAGUAUCUCCAGUUGAAGUGGCACAAACUGUCUCAGAGUUGCAUGUAUCAAUAAAGGAGAGCAUACUAACAACUAAUGUAUUGAUAGGCACCAUAGUAAUAACAAUACUAGUGGUAUUGGCACUGUACAAUGGAUUGAGGGAAAGAGGGAGAGAGAAUGGUGGGGAGGCAGUUGUAAUAAAUAUGGAGGAAGGUUUUGUUGGGCAACAAGAGAUACAUAAACAUGUAGAGGAGGCUACUGACCUUAAUGAAACAAAGGACAUGGAAGAACGUUCACCCUAUGAUAAUUAUACAGUGUCUCCAAUAGUAUGUACAGAAGCGCCCCGCACUUUUGAAUCACAGGCGUGGUUAUCCCUCCCUCCAGUAUAUAUACUCCUCGUGGCUGAUAUCAAAUGGCGGCAUAUUGUAUAAUGUCAUGUAAGUUAAGCCUAAUAAUACCAGUGUAUAAUAGUCUAAACUAUCAUUAUAAUAGCUCCAGGGGUACAUGUAUUAGCGACUACAGAGGAUAAUACACUGGCCCUUGGGAUAUCAGUAUACAAUGGAAUAAGGAACAAAGGGAGAGAGGACAAAAAA